ACAGACUUCAAGAUGACUCUUCAGCAGCAAAGCACUUUGGAGCAGUGGGCUGCUUGGCUGGACAAUGUGGUGACACAAGCAUUGAAACCUUAUGAAGGGAGGCCCAGCUUUCCAAAGGCAGCACGACAGUUCCUCCUAAAAUGGUCAUUUUACAGUUCCAUGGUUAUUCGCGACUUAACUUUGCGCAGCGCUGCUAGCUUUGGCUCUUUCCAUCUGAUUCGUCUUCUCUAUGAUGAAUACAUGUUUUAUUUAGUUGAACACCGGGUUGCACAGGCAACUGGAGAGUCACCAAUCGCAGUCAUGGGAGAGUUUGGUGACCUAACUGAUGGAUCUCCUGGUAAUAUGGAAAAAGAUGAGGGAAGCGAUGUGGAGAGUGAAAUGGAAGAGGAAAUGGAUGACUGUGGAGAGCCCCCGGCAAAGAGGGAGAAGACUGAGUUGGCUCAGGCAUACCAGGUGGGCUGUAUGCAGCCAUCACUAGAGGGCAGCGUUCAGCAGAGCCUGGUUUUGAACCAAAUACACAGCGAGCACAUUGUCACAAGCACUCAGACCAUCAGACAGUGCAGUGCCACUGGGAAUACCUAUACUGCAGUCUAG
Molecule: messenger RNA, 594 nt
Organism: Staurois parvus
Lineage: Eukaryota; Metazoa; Chordata; Amphibia; Anura; Ranidae
Source: the annotation of a GenBank genome assembly